GCAACUCACUGGAGAAGAUAACGACCGCGAACACACGUAUUGUGCUCCUGCGGGCGGCCACGACAGUUUGUCAUAGCGAGUCGCACCGUCAGGUCGGAUCCUUGCUCCCAUCCACGGCAUUCGCACCACCUCGCUGCUCUCCGGACGCGGGGGCCAUCCCACCCUGACAAUGGCCGCGACACACCUCGACCUCGGCCUCCGCUGCAUCAAGUAUCUUCUCUGCGCGGUCAACUUCCUCUUCGUGUUGACUGGCGCAAUGAUAGUUUCAGUUGGCACAACCAUUUAUGCGGUGUACGAGGACUUUUCACACUUUUUGGAUUCGAGUUAUUUUUCACCGGCUACUCUUCUAAUUGUAGUUGGAGCUUUUAUCUUCAUAAUUGCGUUCUGCGGUUGCUGCGGUGCCCUUAAAGAAAGUACUUGCAUGGUCUUGAUGUUUGCAGUUUCCUUAUCAGCGGUUUUAAUAUUGGAAUUUUCUGCUGCGGUUGCUGCGUAUGCUUUGCAAAACAAUAUUACAAAUCUUCUUAAUGAUAAAAUUAAUAAGACCAUGUACCAAUACGAAUCUAAUUAUGAAGCCAAAACUGCUAUAGAUUUCUUACAAGCCAAAUUGCAUUGCUGUGGAUAUGACAGUGCAAACGAUUGGGUCGGUAUUCUAACGAAUGCCACCAAUACUAUCAAAGUACCGCUCUCGUGUUGCAACUGGUACGAUCCUAUGGACAAUGCAUUACUGACAGACGUCUGUCCGUCAGUUUAUCAACAAGGCUGUUACGAAGGCUUAUCAUUGGUUGUCAAUUGCAGUGCACUUUAUUUGAUCACCGGUGCAAUGAUGAUCGCUCUAAUUCAGAUGGCUGGAAUAAUGUUCGCAUGCAUGUUGGGUCGAGCAAUAAGAAAACAAAAAACGGAAAAAGAAAGACGGCGAUGGCAAAUGCAGGAAAGCUUAUUAAGUGGCUACGAACCUAUUGGAAAAACUGAUCCUUUCACAGCUUUUCCAAUUGUCUAUAUGACAAGUAAUAAUAACUUAAAAAAUACAAUACCAAGUUAAUCAAUCAUGAAUAAAUCACUAAUUAAUAACAAGUCUAAAAAAUGAUAAAUAUA
Messenger RNA from Ceratosolen solmsi marchali, 1092 nucleotides. RefSeq names its product CD63 antigen. The transcript is spliced from 5 exons. The record is from RefSeq and is a predicted model, not a curated record. The coding region runs from base 170 to 1039 and encodes 289 amino acids. NCBI's taxonomy places the organism in Eukaryota, Metazoa, Arthropoda, Insecta, Hymenoptera, Agaonidae. Gene Ontology annotation, cellular component: plasma membrane.